Enterobius vermicularis (human pinworm) is the source of this 270-nucleotide messenger RNA. Lineage: Eukaryota; Metazoa; Nematoda; Chromadorea; Rhabditida; Oxyuridae. The record is from the annotation of a GenBank genome assembly.
AUGGCUUACACGCUUGUCUCAGUGAUACCGAUAAGCGACAGCAUAAACGCUGCAAGAAUCAACAGUCGCGAGAGGAGAUUGAAUUUGAAGUAUGCAAGUCAUCAAUUUUAUGUGGAUGAUUUGAAGUUAUAUGCGAAGAACGGGAAUGAGUUACGGAAACUCAUUGAUAUUUUAGCAUUCAUUUUACCAACAUUAAGCUUAAAACUGAAUGAACGGAAAAGUACGAUCAAGCAUUAUCGAGCCGAUGAUGAAGUCGAAGAACAUGGAUAG